Molecule: messenger RNA, 4059 nt
Organism: Ananas comosus (pineapple)
Lineage: Eukaryota; Viridiplantae; Streptophyta; Magnoliopsida; Poales; Bromeliaceae
Exons: 8
Coding region: 1-4059 (1352 amino acids)
Biological process (GO): telomere maintenance; DNA repair
Molecular function (GO): DNA helicase activity
Source: RefSeq, a predicted model, not a curated record
AUGGGCUCUCUCCUACCAACUGAUGGCCACCGUCCGAAAUUUGCCCAGCUUUAUAUUUACGAUACCGAAAAUGAGGUAACCAAUAGGAUCACAGCACUUGAUGCAAAUGGUAAUCUCGAGAGCAUUGAUAGAAGUAUUGUUGCAGAGUUGAUAGAAAUGUUUGAUAAUCAUAAUGAAAUUGUUAAAGCAUUUAGGAUGGCAAGAGAUCAUUUUAUACAUACCGAUUUCUUACCGUUGAGAUUACGAUUGAUUGGUGCACGUAGUGGGACCUUGGAACAAUAUAAUCCUCCUUCAUGUGCUGAAAUUGCUGGUUUGAUAGUUGGUGAUCUGGGUAGCGUGGAUCGGCAACGUGAUAUUAUUGUUGAGCAUAAAACAGAAGGCUUAAAACAUAUUAGUGAUUUACACCCUUCUUUUAUCGCUAUGCAAUAUCCCAUUUUGUUCCCCUAUGGAAGAAAGGCUACAAUAUAUCAGAAGGAAUCAGGGUAUUUAAGAUCUGAAAUAUAUCAAGGUAUUAGAGAUGCUGUUGUUGAAGGAGAUAUAGAUGGUAAUGCUAUUGGCAAACGGAUUAUACUCCCCUCAAGUUUUACUGCUGGAUCUCGCUAUAUGAUACAAAAUUAUCAAGAUGCUAUUGCUAUCUGCAGGCAUUGUGGUCCUCCUGAUUUAUUCAUUACCUUUACCUGUAAUGCACAAUGGCCUGAGAUCCGAGCUGCUUCAGAAUUUAUUCCUGGCCAAAAGGCUGAAGAUAGGCCUGACAUUGUUAGUAGAAUGUUUAAACUGAAAUUAGAAGCCUUAAUGGAGGAUAUCAAAAAACGUCGAUAUUUUGGGAAGUCAGUUGCUGAGUUGUAUACUGUGGAGUUCCAAAAAAGAGGGCUUCCUCAUGUUCACAUGUUAAUAUGGUUGCAGACAGAACAUAAAUAUUCGACAACCACAGAGAUAAAUGCAAUUAUUUUGGCUGAAAUACCUGAUCAAGUUAUAAUGAUCCAGUUGGCUAUGCAGCUGUUGCAAAAUUUAUGGAGAAGGAAUACUAAUCUUUAUGUGCUAAAAGCUGGUAUCGAACUUGAUAACAGAUUUGUUGUUCCUUAUAACUUACAAUUACUCAUCAAAUAUCAAGCUCAUAUUAAUGUUGAGUGGUGUAAUAAGUCAAGGCUCAUCAAAUAUCUAUUCAAGUAUAUCAACAAAAGCCCAGAUAGAUCUGCAGUUGUUAUAGAAAAUAAUGUUACUUACGACAUCUCAAAUCUUCGUCGCCAAUAUAAGCAUGUCGAUGAAAUUAAACAAUACUUGGAUUGUAGGUAUUUAUCAGCCUAUGAAGCAGUUUGGAGAUUAUUUGAAUUUGAUAUCCAUUUUAGGCAACCGUCUGUUGAACGGUUAGGUGUUCAUCUACCCAUGAUGAAUAACGUUACAUAUCAUGGUUCUCAAAAUUUAAUUAAUGUUGUUAAUCGUCCUAACAUUGAGAAGACGAUGUUUACUGAAUGGAUGCAUACCAAUUUGGCAUAUGAUGACGCUCGACAACUAACAUAUGCAGAAUUCCCAACUCAAUGGGUUUGGCAUUCAACAGAUAAAUUUUGGUCAAGACGAAAACGGGGCUACCAUAUUGGCAGAAUAAUUUACAUUCAUCCAAAUGCAGGAGAAUUAUAUUUUUUGCGUAUGCUUUUAAAUGUGGUUAAAGGCCCAAGAAGCUAUGUAGAAAUUAGGACUGUCAAUGGUGUCACAUAUGAUACAUUUCGCUCUGCAUGUGACGCCUUUGGUUUGCUUGGUGAUGAUAAAGAAUGGCGUGAAGCAUUUGAAGAAGCCUCACAUUGGUCAGGGUCAGUUGAAUUAAGGCAGUUAUUUGCAACAUUAGUGAUAUAUUGUGAGGUUGCAGAUCCUCUAAAAUUGUGGGAUGAAUUUUGGACAUUAAUGGCCGAUGAUAUAUUAUAUAGAUUGAAGCGAGCUCUUGGUGUUGUAAAUCUCCAGAUACCUCAAAUCGAACUUCAAAAUCAUGUUCUAUUUGAACUGGAAGUUCUAUUCAACAAAAACAACUGUUCACUUUCGCAGUAUAACCUCCCAAUUCCCAACCGAUCAAUUUUCGGUGAAUUGAAUAAUAGAUUACUUGCAGAAGAAUUGGAUUACAAUAGAGAUGAAUUAUUGCAAGAAUAUAUUGGAUUAUUUGGCGGGUUAAACAACGAACAGAGAAUUGUGUAUAACACAGUUCUAGCAGCUGUGUAUCAAAAUACUGGAGAUAUUAUAUUUGUUUAUGGUCAUGGUGGGACAGGUAAGACAUACCUAUGGAAGACUAUUAUUACAAAAUUACGUUCAGAAGGCCGAAUUGUUUUGGCUGUGGCUUCUUCUGGAAUAGCAUCCCUUCUAUUACCUGGAGGCCGAACAGCCCAUUCAAGAUUUAAAAUUCCUAUAAGAGUUGAUGAUUGCUCAACUUGUGAAAUCAAAAAGGGCACGCAACUUGCAAAUUUAAUUACACAAGCUGCCUUGAUUAUUUGGGAUGAAGCUCCGAUGAAUCAUAGAAAUUGUUUUGAGGCCUUGGAUAAAUCACUAAAGGAUAUUUCAGAAACUAAUGGCUCAAGUGUUUGUGAUAAAUUGUUUGGAGGAAAAACAGUCGUUUUCGGUGGAGAUUUUAGGCAGAUUCUUCCGGUUAUUGUUGGCGGAACUAAACAAGACAUUUUAAACGCAUCACUUCCCAGGUCAUAUAUAUGGAGCAAAUGUAAAGUCUUUCGCCUUACUACAAAUAUGAGAUUGUUGCGAGGUUCAAUGAAUAACACAAUAGACACUUCUUUAGCUGAGUUUAGCCAAUGGGUGCUUGACAUUGGUGAUGGAAAAAUAAAUUCUGUUAAGUUAGAUGGCGAAGAGGAACCAAGUUGGAUAAAAAUUCCUGAUGAUAUGUUGAUAAAAGCCAGUCAAAAUAGCAUCGAAACAAUUAUUUCAGAAAUAUAUGAUAACAUUGGAGAAAAUUACAACAACCCUGAUUACUUGCGAGAUAGAGCUAUCAUUACACCUAGAAAUGAAAGUGUUGAUGAGGUUAACAAUUAUGUACUUUCUAUGGUCCAAACAGAAGAGCAGUUAUAUUUAAGCUCAGAUUCCAUAUGCGCCUCAUCAAAAAAUGCUGAAGAGAAUAAUAUACUUUAUCCGGUCGAUUUCUUAAAUUCUUUGAAAUUUAAUGGAGUGCCAGAUCACAAAUUGUUGCUCAAAAUAGGAACUCCAAUAAUGCUGCUUCGCAAUAUUAAUCAGAAUUCCGGUUUAUGUAACGGUACUAGAUUGAUUAUAACUCAGCUAGCUCCUAGAGUUAUUGAAGCACAGAUUUUUACCGGCAACCACAUCGGCGAGAAAGUUUAUAUCCCUCGGAUAGUCAUGAAUGUAACAGAAUCAAAAUGGCCCUUUGUAUUAAAAAGAAGACAAUUCCCAGUUCGUGUGAGUUACGCAAUGACAAUUAACAAAAGUCAAGGGCAGACAUUGAAAAAAGUUGGGCUUUAUUUAUCGCACCCUGUGUUUUCACACGGUCAACUUUAUGUGGCAGUUUCGCGAGUAACCUCAAGAAAAGGCUUAAGAAUUCUGCUUAAGCAUAAAGAUAAAGAACCUGAAGGUCCAAUGGAGAAUGUCCUUUUAUCGCAGUUAACAUUAUAUCAAAAAGAAUGCAGAAUCAAAGUACGCAUAUGCCGGCUAUGGCAAUCAACUGCCCCAUUUUUGAAAGGAGAUAUUUUCAGUCUAGAAUGCCUGUUGGUAGAUGAAAAGGGUUUUCCUAUGCAAGCAACAAUACGCAAGCAGGAUGCAGAAGAAUUUCAAUGUCGAAUUAUAGAAGGCGCUGUGUAUCUAAUAGAAAAAUUCAGUGUUAUCCCAAAUGUUAUUGGAAAACUUUCUGCUGUCAGUGAAAUAACCCACAGAUAUAUUGGACAAACUCUUACUCCAAUUAGAAAUUUGGAGAUACAAGAUUUAUACAAAAACACCCUAUCUGUGACGCUCUGGGAUAAAUUUGCUGCGGAUUUCGAUGAAAAACUUAUUUCUGGAGAAGGAACUAAGAGUUCUGUUAUCAUAAUUCUUGCCGGAAUGACAGUCCGCACAUUUAAGGGUUGA